Salvia hispanica is the source of this 2899-nucleotide messenger RNA. RefSeq names its product protein VACUOLELESS1-like. Gene Ontology annotation, biological process: vacuole fusion, non-autophagic; endosomal transport; intracellular protein transport. Lineage: Eukaryota; Viridiplantae; Streptophyta; Magnoliopsida; Lamiales; Lamiaceae. The record is from RefSeq and is a predicted model, not a curated record. Gene Ontology annotation, molecular function: actin binding. Gene Ontology annotation, cellular component: endosome; lysosomal membrane; HOPS complex.
CUCCUCUUUAUCUCUCAUCAACGAUUCCAGUAGAUCAAAUGUGAACCUAAUUUCAAUUCAAUUCAAUUCUCCCAUUUUUCCAGAGAUUUAACUGCGGAGAAGAAAUCAAAAUUGACACUGAAUCUCAAUUGAGAUGGCUGGGGUCUCGGUUGCGGCGGAGUGGCAGCUCCUCUACAACCGCUACUACCGGAAGCCGGAGCUCUACCAGAUGGAGUGGAAGCAAGUCGACCUCACGCGCAACAAAGUCGCCUGCGCCCCCUUCGGCGGCCCCAUCGCCGUCAUCCGCGACGACGCCAAGAUCGUCCAGCUCUACGCCGAGUCCGCCCUCCGCAAGCUCCGCAUCUUCACCUCCUCCGGCCGCCUCACCGCCGAGACCGUCUGGCGGAACCCCGGCGGCCGCCUCAUCGGCAUGUCCUGGACCGACGACCUAACCCUAGCCUGCAUCACGCAGGACGGCACCGUCUACUCCUACAACAUCCACGCCGAGCUCCUCGGGACCUUCUCCCUCGGCAAGGAGUGCUUCGAGAACAGCGUCGUCGAGUGCCUAUUUUGGGGGAACGGCGUCGUGUGCAUCACUGAGGCGUUUGAGAUUCUGGCGGUGCCGGAUUUUAAGAUGCCUAAGGCGGUUAAACUGGCGGAUUGUAAUUUGGAGGAGCUUCCGCAUUGUAUGGCGGUGAUUGAGCCUCAGUACACGAAAUCGGGGGACGUGGAGGUGCUGCUAGGGGUUGGGGAUCAUGUGUUGUUGGUGGAUGAGGAAGGAGUGCAGCCGUUGGCCCCCGGAAUUGGGCCGUUGCAGAAGAUGGUGUUGUCCAGGAAAGCGGAGUUUGUCGCUUCCUUCACGCAUGAUGGAAGGCUUUUGGUUAUGUCCUCAGAUUUUUCCAAAGAAUUCAUUGACUAUACUUGUGAGUCAGCCCUCCCACCAGACCAACUAGCUUGGUGCGGAUCAGAUACUGUGUUACUUUACUGGGAUGACAUGUUGUUGAUGGUGGGUCCUUAUGAUGAGCCAGUACGGUACAUAUAUGAUGAGCCAAUUAUUCUUAUUCCAGAAUGCGAUGGGGUGCGCAUACUAUCUAACACAAACAUGGAGUUUUUACAUCGAGUUCCAGACUCUACAGUAUCAAUCUUUCAGAUUGGAAGCACAUCCCCUCCUGCAUUAUUGUAUGAUGCCUUGGAGCAUUUUGAUAGGAGAAGUGCAAAGGCUGUUGAGAACUUGAGAUUAAUCCGCACUUCAUUGCCUGAAGCUGUUGAGUCAUGUAUAGAUGCUGCUGGCUAUGAAUUUGAUAUUUCACAGCAAAGGACACUACUAAGAGCUGCAAGCUACGGUCAAACCUUUUCUAGCCAUUUCCGACGUGACAGCAUACGAGAGAUGUGUCAGAUGCUGCGUGUCUUAAAUGCCGUACGUCACGUCGAUGUUGGAAUUCCUCUAAGCCUUCAGCAGUACAAGUUACUAACUCCAUCUGUUCUAAUCAACCGUCUAAUUAAUGCCCACAAACACCUUCUAGCUUUGCGGAUAUCAGAAUACCUCGGCUUAAGCCAAGAAGUUGUAAUAAUGCACUGGACGUGUACAAAGAUAACAGCUUCUGCAGCGAUUCCUGAUGCCACUCUUCUUCAGAUUCUACUUGACAAGUUGAAGAUAUGCAAAGGAAUAUCUUAUGCAGCUGUUGCUGCUCAUGCUGAUAAGAGUGGCCGUAGGAAAUUAGCUGCUAUGCUAGUUGAACAUGAGCCACGUUCCUCUAAACAGAUCCCUCUCUUGUUAAGUAUUGGGGAAGAAAAUUCAGCACUUGUGAAGGCUACCGAAAGCGGAGAUACUGAUCUUGUUUAUCUUGUCAUGUUUCAUAUCUGGAAGAAGAGGCCACCGUUGGAGUUUUUUUCAACAAUACAGGCUAGACCUCUUGCACGUGAUCUGUUUGUCAAAUAUGCACGGUGUUACAAGCAUGAGUUCUUGAAGGACUUCUUUUUAUCCACUGGGCAACUCCAGGAGGUAGCUUACCUCUUGUGGAAAGAAUCGUGGGAACUUGCAAAAGAUCCAAGGGCCAAAGGAUCAUCUCUUGGCCCACGCAUAAAACUAAUUGAAAAGGCUAGUAAUCUUUUUGCGGAAUCAAAAGACCAUAUGUUUGAGUCCAAGGCAGCUGAGGAACAUGCCAAACUCUUAAGAAUUCAACGCGAAUUGGAGGUAUCAACAAAGCAGGCUAUUUUUCUGGAUUCAAGUGUCAGCGAUACAAUUCGCACAUGUAUUGUUCUGGGCAAUCACCGUGCUGCAAAUAGAGUUAGAACAGAAUUUAAGGUUUCUGACAAGCGGUGGUAUUGGCUGAAAUGCUUUGCUCUGGCAACAAUCCGAGACUGGGAUGCACUGGAAAAGUUUUCGAAAGAGAAGAGGCCACCGAUUGGUUAUCGUCCAUUUGUAGAAGCUUGCAUUGACGCUGGUGAGAAAGAUGAAGCACUUAAAUACAUACCGAAGCUUUCAGAUCCGAGAGAGAGAGCUGAGGCUUAUGCGAAAAUCGGGAUGGCCAAGGAAGCUGCAGAUGCAGCGUCUCAAUCCAAGGAUGGCGAACUGCUGGGGAGAUUGAGACAGUCGUUUUCACAGAAUGCCGGAGGUUCUUCGAUCUUUGAUACUCUGCGCGACCGCCUGACUUUCCAAAGCCUCUCUUAGUUCUGUUUACUCAUUUUUACAGUGUGAUUUUAUUUUUGUUUUUUUGGUGGCUUCAUUUAAUCGUAAAGCUUUUUGUGGUGUGAGAAAAGGCAAUGCGACUUAUUGUAUGCAGCUAGCAAGCAUGAAGUUAGCAAUAGCGUUCUUGGUUGUAUCAGUUUAUGUACACUAUAUAAUUGAAAUUUCUUCACCUGAUUUGUAAUUUAAUUUAAAAUAUGGAUUUGAAUCUUGAUCUUGUCUGGUUAUACUCAA